AAGCACUGCCCCAUGCGCGCUGACCCGCCGCCGGUAGCUCGGUAGUCGGCAACCGACGACAAGUUCCUCCCGCGGUGCUGGCGUGCGGGUCUCGUAAACCAUGGGGAAUGGGAUGAACAAGAUUCUGCCUGGCUUGUUCAUUGGCAACUUUAAAGAUGCCCGAGAUGUAGAGCAGUUGAGUAAGAAUAACAUUACCCACAUUCUCUCAAUCCAUGACAGUGCCCGCCCUAUGCUUGAGGGAGUGAAGUACCUGUGCAUUCCUGCUGCUGACUCACCCUCGCAGAACUUGGCAAGACAUUUCCGAGAGAGCAUCAAAUUUAUACAUGAGUGCCGACUGGCAGGUGAAGGCUGCCUAGUUCAUUGCCUUGCAGGUGUCUCCAGGAGUGUAACACUGGUGGUUGCCUACAUCAUGACCAUCACAGAGUUUGGUUGGGAAGAUGCUCUGUCUGUUGUCCGUGCAGCAAGAUCCUGUGCCAAUCCUAACAUGGGCUUCCAGAGGCAGCUACAAGACUUUGAAAAACAUGAUGUUGACCAGUUCAGGCAGUGGCUGAAAGAAGAAUAUGGGGAAAACUCUUCUCAGGACCUGCAAGAAGCCAAAAGUCUUCUGAGCAAAUACAAAGAACAGGCAGAGUUGCAGCAGAGUACUGGAGGAAGACAAUGGAAUAACAACUUCUCUGUGCCCUCUCUCUCAUACAGCAAUUAUACAACAGAGACCUAACCAUAGGAGGUGGAUUUGGGUUUUGUUGGGUUUUUUUCUUUCUGCCUUUGAAAAGCAUCUUGCCGUAAUUUCCAUCCCAUCUUUGAGACUCUCAGCAGUAUCAUGCAAACACUUGAUUUGUAGAAAGCUUCUUGAUGCAAAUACUACAUGAUGUGUGUGUGAGUGAGUGUGGUUCACGCAGUUCUACAACCUGGGCAGGAGCAAGCAUUCUGUGUGCCCAGAGACAUGGUGGUGUCCUGUGGCUGGGCCAGUUCACCAGCCAGCCACAGCCAUUAGCCUUGUAUGCCCAUGUUGCCUGGCAUUUGCUGUGAGGUUAGCUCAACUCCUUUUUGUUACAGGCUAGCAGAGGGCUCCCAGAGAUGAAGUCUGGUGCCUCAAGCUGUGGCAGUUGGAUAUCUCUGUGGUGUUAAUGUGGCAAAGAUGUUAUUGCAGCUGCAGAUGGGAACUGGGGUAUCUCUGCUGCUCCUGUUCACAGUCUGUUGGUAAGCAGUACCAUGGAGGUGGGCUUGGACUUGAGUGCUAGGCUGUAAACCGGAGCAGGUGAGAUAGGGGCAUGUGUCCCUCUCUACCAACAGUAGCAUGUGGAGAGAAGUGGGACAGACAGCUCUGAGUAAUAGCACCUUCAACUGCCACAGUUUUACUUGCUUCAGUGCAUGUGAGACAGGGCUGUCGGCAGAACUGCCACAGACCAAGAGCACCGAGGCAGUUACCACAGCUCAGCUGAUGUGCAGUGAUUUAAGCCUUGAUUGUGCAUCUGCUCUCCCACAAUAAGCUUCUCUGGAGAAGACUUUACCAGGUCUCCAGUGCCCUGCUGACCUUCAUUCCCUGCGGAACACGUGCUUCUUCAGCACACCCCUGCACACACCAGAACGUGUCUCCAAAGAGUGGGCUUGGGUGUGAAUGUGAGCACCUGCUUCUUUUGCCUGUGCUGUGGUUUGCUCUUUGACUCCAGCUACCUCAGAAAUGCUCUUCUUGUCAUUGUGGUUGUCCAUGCAACCUUCAGAAUUGCCUUCUAUAAUCUUAAUCUGACACUGAGUGAAGUAAGUGCGUGGCUGAGAGUGUGUGUGCAUAUCUCACAAGUGUCUGUAUUGGAGGAGGUUAUUGGGUUGUUUUUGUUUGGGGUUGUUUUGUGAAGAUCGACCAUAUUUCUCACUGGUUUCAAAACUGAGUUGUUUGGAUUCAAAUUUCUGUCAUUUUAAAACCACUCUCUGUUCUGCUGUGCUCAUGUUUGUAGGAAUGCAUUUGUAAGAUAUAUUUUAAACUAGGUGAAAACCCGGGGCCGUACUCAUGUGAACAUGAUUUUUGCUCUUGGUGGUGUUGUGUGUUCUGGAGUGGAGCCUGACUCAAGUGUAUCCUCAGAGUAACUUCAGAUGUCACCAGGGAUGCUGGGCAGUGUCUUGACUUCUGAUUAAGUCAUGGCGGGGUGACACUGAUGCCAAGAUUGUGGUUUCUUGCUGUGGACUCAGAGGAUAAAAGACAUGUUUUUCUUGAGGAUUCCAGAAAACAAAGAGCACCUCCCAAACAGCCAGGAGCGAACCCCACCCCCAACCCCCUUGUUUAAAGGUGGUGUGUAGCCUGCUGAGAACUGUGCACUGAAGGAGGAGCAGCCAGCACACCAGACAGACAGUCUGUCUCCAUUUCCUUGGUGCUCUGACCUCACAUCCCUGUAGGAUAUUCCAAUCCAUAGGAUUUCCUACUUGCUUUGGGGGGCAGUGAAUUUUUGGGAUGGGAGCAAGGUUUUUGGGGCCAAGUGAGCUCUGGCUGAUUAAUAUCUUUUAUGUAUGUUCAAAAAGUACAUUUUGGCUUGUGAAAUACAGAUCUUGGGUAUCACCAAUUGUCUGAAAGGACAAAAAGGGAAUGGGGUGGAACUGGCCUGAUUGUUUUAUCUGAGUUCAAGCCUGCAUCAGGGUUCUCAUUGCACUAAGUGUUCUAAGUCUACUGGAAAUAGCAAGAGCAGGAUGAUCAUAUCUGUGUCAUAUUAAGGGGUGUUGCUGGAUUUGGGAAAGGUGCUGGAAUUGACUUUGGUUCCAAGCUUUUUAGCUUCUCACUAUGUAUUUGGUAUAUCCAGCAACUACUCUGCAUUUUCCUGGUAGUGUAAGUCUUUAACUCUUCUUGAAAAUAUUGAUCUGUGUGUAAUGGGUGGUUUAGGAGCUCCAGGACAGCAGUGCCCAUGUUGGUAGUCCCCUCUGUUCUCUGAGGGUGAUUGGGAAAUGCUUUCCUCGGUAACAGGGUCUGACAUGCACUCAGGAAGCUGGUCCUGUUGUUCAACCCUCUACCCAUUCUAGGAUGCAGCCAGUUCCCGUAGGGCAGUUUUUUUCAGGAGCAUCCUGCUUGUGCUCCUGCAGUAUCUAGUCCAUCCCUCUGUUGCUGACUGCCAGCAUGGUGUGUCCCAUCACACUUCUGGCCCUCUCUUUGAGCGCUGGUGGGUCAGCAAUGCUGUCUCCUGUUCUGACAAACAUCAUGCAGAAUGGGAGACAUCUGUUAAUGUUUUUGUUUCCAAGGUGAUUCUGUAGUGGAUUUCUUUAAUACUUUGGUUAUCCCCAAAGAGUCCAUCCCACAAUAGGAAGUAUUUUAGCACUGAAUUUGGCAGGUACAGGGUAUAAAGCAGGAGGAUGAGGGACUGCCACGUUGUCAGUGAGUGGAAGUGCUUCUCUCUUUAAAGACAGAAGAGAUCUGUGGCCUGUUGCUUCUGCAUCUCAUUGAGUGUCUCUAUGUUCUGUAGACUUCAUUUAAGAGUGGUAGAAGAGCAACAGCAGUCUAAGAUGACAGUUCUUGCCUUUUGGCCUUUUGAAAGGGAGAGGAACAGAGUGACUGAGAAGGUGACACAACUUGUCUUCCAGCCUGCUUCUCAGCUUUCUAGCUGUCUGGGACAUGCCUAGAUCCCAGUCAACCUCAUUGUAGUUGUCCUUCAUAGUGUAGGCAAUUAUUCAGUAUUCUCUUUUUCCGUAUUUCAACACACUGUCCUCAUUUUGAUGUUCACUGGAAAAUGUAGAAAGUUUCUAUCACCUUGUUGGAUACCCAGAUUUGAAAUGUAUGGGGUUUUUUUAAUUGUGUUUUUAUUUUUUUUGGUGGUGGUGAGGGCUAAAAUUGAUAUCCAAGUGUGAUGAUAAGCAAAUGUUUCAUGUAGGUAAUGGGGAAAUGCAUUAAUAUUUAUUAUUACUCUGAUUUUUUUUUUUAACCUGGAAAGAGUUGCUUCCUUACAUUUUGGGGUUGAGUGGGAAGAUAUGGUCAAUCAUGUCUGUUUUUUUUAGAAGACAGUCAUAACACUGGUUGCCUAUAAAGAUGUCAGUGAAAAAUUAUAGUGAUUACUUCAGCUGGUUUGAAAACUUUUAAACCUGGUAAGCUUCUGGAUUUUCUGUCUUCCUCUUCUGGGCAUCUUAGCGAAGCCUCGAUUGCUUUUUCCAAAUGUUUGUAUUUAA
This is a messenger RNA of Indicator indicator, 4137 nucleotides long. It is a transcript of the gene DUSP22, whose product is annotated as dual specificity phosphatase 22. The record is from RefSeq and is a predicted model, not a curated record. Gene Ontology annotation, biological process: regulation of cell population proliferation; transforming growth factor beta receptor signaling pathway; positive regulation of JNK cascade. Bases 101 to 718 code for a protein of 205 amino acids. Gene Ontology annotation, cellular component: cytosol. Lineage: Eukaryota; Metazoa; Chordata; Aves; Piciformes; Indicatoridae. Gene Ontology annotation, molecular function: protein tyrosine/serine/threonine phosphatase activity. The transcript is spliced from 7 exons.